ACCAUUCUUUAAAAGAAAAAAUGUUCAUUUGUUGUGCAUCUAGAAUUUUUUACUGCUAUUAGAGGCCCAAAACAAAAGAAAAAAUAGUACUUGAUUCCAGUACGAACAAACCCUAAAUCAUUCAGUAAAUUUUAAUUUAUUUUGAUCAAGCACCCGAGGAAUAGUCUCAGUAACAAAAAUGGCAGCGCCACCAGUGGGGGUGCCGGGUAUGGAAGGUGGUCCACCUGUAGCGCCACCUCCACCGGGAACAGACAUGACCGGAAUAUGCUUCAGGGACCAACUAUGGCUCAACUCAUAUCCGCUGGAUCGCAACCUUGUCUUCGAUUACUUCGCUCUAUCCCCCUUCUACGACUAUACCUGCAACAAUGAACAGCUCCGAAUGCGCUCCAUUCACCCCCUCGACUUCUCCCAACUCUCGAAAAUGACUGGCAUAGAAUUCAUGUUGAGUGAAGUUAUGGAGCCUCACCUUUUCGUUUUCCGUAAGCAAAAGAGGGAUGGACCUGAGAAAGUUACACUGAUGCUGACUUAUUAUGUUCUGGAUGGGUCGAUUUACCAAGCACCACAGCUUUGCAAUGUUUUCGCUGCUCGAGUUGGGCGUGCUCUGUACUACAUAUCAAAGGCCUUUACAACAGCUGCCUCAAAGUCAGAGAAGAUAGGAUAUGUUGAUUCCGAAAAUGACAGUGCAGCUUUGGAACCAAAGGUUGCCAAAGAGGCAAUUGAUUUUAGAGAUGUAAAACGAAUUGAUCAUAUUAUUGGAACUUUACAACGCAAGCUACCGCCAGCUCCUCCACCGCCACCAUUUCCAGAAGGCUACGUCCCCCUUACAAACUCAGAAUCGGAAAAUGGCCCUGAAACCCAGCAAGCUGGGGAGGCACGACAACCACCUUCCGUUGAUCCGAUCAUUGAUCAAGGCCCAGCUAAAAGAAUGAAAUUCUGAAUAAGAGCUAACACAUCGUAUCUUAUCUGCCUGGAGGAAGUAUUAAAAUACAAAACAGAAGAUUGCUUACACCAGAUUCAUCUUGUAUGCACCCCAGGAAUGUUUUCUGAAAGAAGUGAGCUAUAACGCUCCAUAGCCGUCUCCUCGAUCAUUUCAGCAAGCUGUUGCCAAGCAUUCCUUGCAAAAUUUGACCCAUUUCCUCCAUCACUUAAUCAGGCAAACGCCCCCAUAACUUUUCUUAUUAAGUACUAAAGUUAUUAUGUAAAACUAGGAAGACAAUGCAUUUGUGAUUUGAGACUGAACAGAACAGUUCAAGAAUCUGUUCCUUAAAUCCUUCAUAGCAUAAUUGAAAGUCAGUUGACACAAUUUUUAGUAUGUGUACAUUUGGAACACUUUAUAAAGCAUAUUACUAUAGUACAAAAGCAAUACAAUACAGUUUUGUUUU
Messenger RNA from Cannabis sativa, 1382 nucleotides. Its product is annotated as mediator of RNA polymerase II transcription subunit 6. NCBI's taxonomy places the organism in Eukaryota, Viridiplantae, Streptophyta, Magnoliopsida, Rosales, Cannabaceae. The transcript has 6 exons. Gene Ontology annotation, molecular function: transcription coactivator activity. Gene Ontology annotation, cellular component: core mediator complex; mediator complex. The record is from RefSeq and is a predicted model, not a curated record. The coding region runs from base 179 to 937 and encodes 252 amino acids. Gene Ontology annotation, biological process: regulation of transcription by RNA polymerase II.